AUGAGCAGGAAUGUUCUUAACAACACUAUUUAUAAUAGCUCCACACUGGUAUCUUCCAACCCCUCCGUCAACAUUGACCCAGACAACUACGUUGAAGUGAAUGAUUUCAUCACUCAGAUACCCUCUAAAGCGCAGAUACAAGAUAUUACUACGGAGUUACACUGCCCACUGUGUAAUGAUUGGUUUCGUGAUCCACUGAUGCUAAGCUGUGGCCACAACUUCUGUCAGUCUUGUAUCCAAAACUUUUGGAAGCAGCAAGCAAAAGAAACAUUCUGUCCUGAGUGUAAGAUGCUAUGUCAAUACAGCAACUGUACAUUUAACCUUGUACUGGAGAAGCUGGUAGAGAAGAUUAAGAAGCUACCCCUACUCAAGGGCCAUCCACAGUGCCCAGAGCAUGGAGAGAACCUGAAACUAUUCAGUAAGCCAGACGGGAAACUGAUAUGCUUUCAAUGCAAAGAUGCUCGAUUGUCUGUGGGGCAGUCCAAAGAAUUCCUGCAGAUCUCUGAUGCUGUGUGUUUCUUCACGGAGGAGCUUACCAUCCAUCAGGGUCAACUGGAGGCAACCCUGAAGGAACUUCAGUCCCUGAGGAACAGGCAGAAAGAUGCUAUUGCUGCUCACAAGAAAAACAAGCUACAUCUGCAGCAACACAUCUCCUUGGAGUUUCUAAAGCUGCAUCAGUUCCUGCACAGCAAAGAAAAGGACGCUUUAAAUGAGCUCCGAGAAGAGGGGAAAGCCUUGAAUGAGGAGAUGGAGCUGAAUCUGAGCCACAUUCAAGAACAGUGCCUCCUAGCCAAGGAGAUGUUGGUGAGCAUCCAGGCACGGAUGGAACAGCAGAACUCCUUCGACUUUCUCAAAGACAUCACACCUCUCUUGGAUAGCUUGGAGCAAGGAAUGAGGGUGCUGACACCCAGAGAGCUUAUCUCCAGAAAGCUGAACCCAGGCCUGUUCAGAGGUCCCAUCCAGUAUAUGAUGUGGAGGGAAAUGCAGUCCACUCUCUCUCCAGGCCUGUCUCCAUUAACUCUGGACCCUAAAACUGCUCACCCAAAUCUAGUGCUCUCCAAAAACCGAACAAGUGUAUGGCAUGGUGACAUUAAGCAGGUAAUGCCUGAUGAUCCAGAGAGGUUUGACUCAAGUGUGGCUGUGCUGGGCUCAAAAGGCUUCACAUCUGGAAGGUGGUACUGGGAAGUAGAAGUAGCAAAGAAGACAAAAUGGACAGUUGGAGUCGUCAGAGAAUCCAUCCUUCGGAAGGGCAGCUGUCCUCUAACUCCUGAGCAAGGAUUCUGGCUUUUAAGGCUACGGAACCAAACUGAUCUAAAGGCUCUGGAUUUGCCUUCCUGUAGUCUGAAACUGACUAACAACCUCAACAAGGUGGGCAUAUACCUGGAUUAUGAGGGAGGGCAGGUAUCCUUCUACAAUGCUAAAACUAUGACCCACAUUUACACCUUCAGUAGCACCUUCAUGGAGAAACUUUAUCCCUACUUCUGCCCUUGCCUUAAUGAUGGUGGAGAGAAUAAAGAACCAUUGCAUAUCUUACAUCCACAGUAA
Messenger RNA from Balaenoptera musculus (blue whale), 1545 nucleotides. RefSeq names its product tripartite motif containing 69 (gene TRIM69). The coding region runs from base 1 to 1545 and encodes 514 amino acids. The transcript is spliced from 7 exons. Gene Ontology annotation, molecular function: protein binding. The record is from RefSeq and is a predicted model, not a curated record. NCBI's taxonomy places the organism in Eukaryota, Metazoa, Chordata, Mammalia, Artiodactyla, Balaenopteridae.